CGGUUUGCAGCCUGUGGACAUGACGCCCGCCUUCCUCCCCUGCACCGAUGUGUUGAUAUACUCGUUGCCGCACCAGUUGAGCCUCAUCCACGACCAGCAGCGCGAUCAGCAGCAGCGGCGGGCCGAGGAACAAGCGGGGAACACCGCGAUCACCACCAAGAUGUCGCGCCCCAGCGACAUCGAGGACGGCGUCAAGCACAACAUUCCCGGUUCGACGCCCAAACAGCUCGACGAGAAGGCGGCGGUGCACGGUGACCUCGAUCCGCAAGACAUCCACAAUGAUGUCGCUAUCACCAAUGGCCGGCUGAACGCGGACGACCACGACGGAGUGAAACAAGAGGAGGAUGCUGGCGCGCAACGAACGCAGACAGCAGAGUCGAAGCCGGGCCCCUCAGGUGGCUUCGAUAGCAUACCCAUACCCAAACGACCAAAUGGCUACACGAUCAAGUUCACCAUACAUCGAGCCGAGAACCUGCCCAUAGCAGAUAUCAAUGGCUUCUCCUCCGACCCAUACUGCCUCUCGCAGCUCAAUACCGAUACGCCGAUGCGUCACAAGGAAGACCCCAAUCUUCGCUGGCGGACAACGACCGUUCGCAAGAACACUGAGCCGACGUGGGAGGAGUGCUGGAUCGUUGCGAAUGUCCCCGCGUCAGGUUUCAAGCUGAAGAUCCGGAUCUACGACGAGGAUCCAGCCGACAGAGACGAUCUGCUGGGGAAAGUGCACAUCUCAGUCCCGCAUCUGGACGAAACAUGGCAAGGCAUCAAGAGCGAGGAGUACAAAUUACUCGCACACGAUGGCAGUAUCCGAGCAUAUGCGCUUCAAGGCGUGACGUGGUGUAUGCGGCGAACUAAGCGUUUCCGCGGCAGCCUGUUCGUCAGCGCAGAAAUGGUCGGCAGGACAGCAGAAGACGGGCAAGAUGGGAGGCUAUACACAAUUGGCCCAUGUCGAUGGUUCAGACACCACUCGCCGAUGCUCGGGCGACUUGCUAAUAUCAAGGAGCCGGAUGAGGUCAGCAGCAACUCGCAACAGAAUGGAAAGGACAAGACCAAGAAACAAGUGCAGAAGUAUAAUUUCCAAGCCAACCAGGUCCAGCUUCAGGGACCAGUCCCCGCACAGCUUUAUCACCGCUACGUUGAAUUUAAGCCUUGGGUGUCUCGCAUGUUCACCUCGUCUGGACUUUCUGGCGUUUUAAUGGGAAAAGCGCUUCACCACCAACAUGCACGUGUUUACAACUUUUCUCGCUCUACUGUCACCGGAGAAUUCCCAGAAGGACCUGGCCCGGAGAUGACUCAGAAGUUCCUGGACCUGGUGCAUUAUGAUGAAGGAGGCCGUAUUUUCACCUAUGUCAUCACUCUGGACGCUUUAUGGCGAUUCACAGAGACUGGCAAGGAAUUCAGCAUUGACAUGUUGAGCAAACAUACCAUGCACUCGGACGUUUCCAUUUACAUCGCAUUUUCAGGAGAAUUCUUUGUGCGAAGACUGAAACACCCGGAUCGUCCUCCUCCGCCAGAUCCUGUCGAGGGGAGCAGUCAAUCCUCUGCUCCGAGCCAUGGCGAUAACCCCGAACACCCGCCAAAUGAUUUCUCAGGAGGACCGCCUGAGGACGAGCCGCCAAAGGAUCCAAAGUACUACCAGCUCGUGAUUGACAAUGACUCAGGAACAUAUCGUCCCAAUGCAGAUCUAUUACCUCUCCUCAAGAAAUUCCUAGUGAAACAGCUCCCCGGAUUACACAUCCUAACUCUCGACUGCAACAAAGACGCCGAAAGGCAACAACGCAUGAAGAAAGAACAACGCGAGAGAAAGAAACGGGAAGGCAAUCAGAUCAUCUACAGGCAAGGAUCGCGAAGCUCGAGUAUUUCUUCUUCGGAUAUUGAGGACCUGGAUCGUAUGGAAGCGGAUAUGGAGGAUGAAGACGCGGUUGCGAGGGAACAUGGGCCUUAUUCUACGGCUGUGAAGGAUGCGAAGUUAAGGAAUAAGACGAGGUUGGAGAAGCUAAGGAGGGAUUAUAUUCCAGAGAAGAAGGAGAAGGCUGGGCAGCAAGGAGGAGGAGUGGAUAAUGAUGAGGCGUUGCAGAGCGCUAGUCGGCCGGCGACGAGUGGUGGGGAUGUGGCGAAGAAGUGAGAAUCGUGAGCUGUUAUUGUGAGCUUUUCGGACUCCGAAGGUGGGAGUUUUCACUUCUCAUGCGGAAGCGAAGGUGUUUUCGUUGGCAUGGCGAAGGGAGGUGCAUGCGGCUGCGCUUCUUGUUUCUUUUGGCGAAUUGAUACCCGCGUGGCAUUUAUUCAUUUUCAUGUAGCAUCUCCGGUCCUUUAUCGUCAUACUUUUCAGAGUUGUUCACACAUGCGGGUCCAUAUACUCCUCUGAGCCUUUCGCGCCUCAUUGUUGGCAAGAGUCUGCCCUCGAGCUGCUUCUCGACGGACUAGGCCUUUCUCGCUUUCGAGAUGCUUGUUACGAAGCUGGCAGUAGUUAGGGAGUCCUCUCCGACUUCCCGUGUCUUCGACCUGCCCUCCUGUGUUCAUGUCUUCGCUUUCGAAGUUCUUGUUACGAAGCUGGCGGCAUAUAGUGCUCCCCGACUUCUUCAACAGCUGACACCAGCCAGACGUGGCGGACUCUGCACUCUGGGAUCUAAUUCUGGCACGAGCUUGGGGCGGUGCACGGCGGGUCACCUGUGGCUGCCUUGCUUCGGAGCAAGCUUUUUAUCUCAACGCUUAGGUCUAGCCGCCUGUGCAGUGUGUAGUGUGCCGCUGUGCGUAGGUCUACCUACUACUUGUCCGGGUUGUGAUCACCAUGUGACAAUGUCUUGGAUGAACAUACCCGGGUGAGCUUUGUAUUUCUCCCAAGAAGAUCUGGAAGAAAGAUCUUGGAAGGCGAGGUCUUCCUUGCAACGAGAAAUCCAGGUGAAGAUCUUGUUCAUGCGAGGAUGUCCUUGUAUCGCGCAAUCUGGGCGGAGAAGAUCUUCAUCAUGGUCAUUAUAUUUUUUUUCGCUGCGUACGUGUGCGGAUUGCGAAUCUGUAUGAAGGUGAUGUGUAGAUGCUUGGUCGAUUCUAGCCUGGUGGCUCCUGUUUCCGAGGCGUUAUGCUCGAAGUAAAUCUUGACUAUCGGGCGGCGAGGUUUCCUUGCAAACACAUACUCCACUUGAGUUUGUCGUUGAAUGAUGACUUUGUGCUUCUCCGUUGAAUCUUGCAGCACUUGUUGGCCGUUAGGAAGUGACGCUGACGGGAACUUAUGUGUUGUGAACCGGUUCAUCCGCAUCCUUGAUCAAAGCUUCGGCAUUCUAGACGUUUGCACAUAAAAAGCCUAUCAACUAUUUCUCUCUUUUUCUUUCUUGUUUCUUGUUCGGCGUGACGUGCAGCUUGCAGUGACCGUUGAACCUUCUCUGCUGCUGAGUACCGACGAACGACGGGCUCAUGCGAUUUUCCUGGAGGUAUCGCAGCCUGGAGUUCAGUCCGAAGUGUGUUGGACCGUCGGAGACUGCGAAUACUCUUGGACUUGCUGCGCUAUCCGGUGCUUCGUCGCGGCGGUGCUGACAAAGGUCUGGCAGAGGUAUUGAAGGGUCAUUUCACACGUGGCAUUCGGCAGGGAAGUGCUGCGUUACAACAACCUUCGUCUCAUCCGCCACUGUUGGCGUUGGUCAGGCGUUGGUCAGUGAGCAUUAGCCGAUGGCGGUGGUUCGCCACCGUUCGCGGGCAUCGAAGUGACACUUGACAUGCGUGGGCUUGGGUGCGAUGUGUUGCGAAAUUGGUGCCUAUAACUGACGGAGCGGUGAUUUUGGAAGGGCUGGCGGUAAGUGAUGCCGAUCGUGGCUCGUGGCGUAGCGGUGGAGAUGCGAAUGGGGCACCGGAGUGAUUGGAGGAGGCGACGCCAACAUGUCUUGGGCCUUGGGUGAGGUUCUUGCCGGAGGUAGCAGCGCGAAA
Messenger RNA from Cercospora beticola, 3912 nucleotides. RefSeq lists its product as uncharacterized. Lineage: Eukaryota; Fungi; Ascomycota; Dothideomycetes; Mycosphaerellales; Mycosphaerellaceae. The record is from RefSeq and is a predicted model, not a curated record. Gene Ontology annotation, biological process: positive regulation of gene expression.